Rhipicephalus microplus (southern cattle tick) is the source of this 918-nucleotide messenger RNA. Its product is annotated as cyclin-dependent kinase 1 pseudogene. The record is from RefSeq and is a predicted model, not a curated record. Lineage: Eukaryota; Metazoa; Arthropoda; Arachnida; Ixodida; Ixodidae.
AUGAAGAACUACGUCAUCCUAGAGAAGCUUUGCGAAGGAGCGUACGGUGCCGUCUACAAGGCGCAGUGCAAGGCCACCAACGAGGUCGUCGCUAUAAAGAAGAUUCGCGUCGAAGACGGAGACGAAGGGAUUCCGGCCACAACUAUACGAGAGGUGGCCCUCCUCCGGGAGUUGAAGCAUGAGAACAUAGUACGUCUCAUAGAAGUCCUCAUGCCACCGUCGAAGGCUGUGCACUUGGUCUUCGAGUACAUGACCAUGGACCUGAGGGCGCUUUUGGAUUCUCAUGCCAAGAAAAGGCCCUUGGAUGAUGCCGUUGUUAAGAAGUACCUCGGUCAGAUUGUUGCAGCCAUUCUAUUUUGUCAUAAAAGAAGAUUUCUGCGCCGCGACUUCAAGCCAGCCAACGUGCUUGUCGACGGAAACGGCGACCUGAAGGUGGCCGACUUCGGCUUUUCCCGGGCCUUUACGCCACCAGUGCGCAGUUUCACCAGCAAGGUGGGCACCCUCUGGUACCGUGCGCCGGAGAUGCUUUUGGGUGCCAGUAGUUACUCGACACCGGUGGACGUGUGGAGUAUCGGGUGUAUCUUCUUCGAGCUGCUGACCGGCAAAACGCUCUUCCGCGGGGAUUCGGAGAUCGACCAGCUUUUCCGAAUUUUCCGCGUCCUUGGUACACCGACAAUACAGAGCUGGCCCAAAGUUAUGCAACUGAAAAACUACAAGUCGACGUUUCCCAUGUGGAGAGAAAACGUCGUGGCAACGCUCCUUUCUGGGAUCGACUGCGAGGCUGUAGAUCUGCUUCUAAAGAUGCUUAUCUACAGCCCUGGCAAGAGGAUCUCGGCCAGUGCCACAGCACACCCCUAUCUGGCCGGAUCGAGAAAUAUAGAGCAGGCGGCACACUCCACCGAGAAAGAAGGGCAAUGA